Molecule: messenger RNA, 228 nt
Organism: Talaromyces proteolyticus
Lineage: Eukaryota; Fungi; Ascomycota; Eurotiomycetes; Eurotiales; Trichocomaceae
Product: putative vacuolar ATP synthase subunit E
Exons: 4
Coding region: 1-228 (75 amino acids)
Biological process (GO): proton transmembrane transport; vacuolar acidification
Cellular component (GO): vacuolar proton-transporting V-type ATPase, V0 domain
Molecular function (GO): proton-transporting ATPase activity, rotational mechanism
Source: RefSeq, a predicted model, not a curated record
AUGGCGAAUGGCGCGAGCAUUAUAAUCGGCCUCAUCUUCGUCGUUCUCGCCAGUCUCUGCGCAUGGUUCUUCUCGCCAAAGGGCGAUAAUCAAACUGUCUGGCGGAGCAGCCUCAUCCUCGCUUUUACGGCUUGUUAUCUCAUGUGGGCUAUCACGUUACUUGCCCAGUGGCAUCCUCUGAUUGCACCGAAGAGAGCAGAUAUUCGUCCUGGUAGGGUGCCUGAGUAA